Messenger RNA from Contarinia nasturtii (swede midge), 946 nucleotides. Its product is annotated as zinc finger protein 740-like. Gene Ontology annotation, cellular component: nucleus. Lineage: Eukaryota; Metazoa; Arthropoda; Insecta; Diptera; Cecidomyiidae. The transcript has 2 exons. The annotation marks the transcript as partial. Gene Ontology annotation, molecular function: RNA polymerase II cis-regulatory region sequence-specific DNA binding; DNA-binding transcription factor activity, RNA polymerase II-specific. Gene Ontology annotation, biological process: regulation of transcription by RNA polymerase II. The record is from RefSeq and is a predicted model, not a curated record.
GAAGGCGAAUGCACGUUUUUCUGCAUAGUCAAAGCUGACGUCAUCAUUUUUUGACUUCGUGUGAAUUCAAUUGUUUUGUUGAGUAUUUAUUCAAGUUCUCCAAUAUAAUUUUUCAAAGUAAUCCACGUUCUCGGUGAAUGGAAAUAUGGAAAAUUAAUUUGAAUCAUCAAUGUGGGGAUCAAAAUGCGAAAUAAAAAGAUGCGAGAUUGUAAUGCUGCAUCAAGUGACAGUGUCAGUCACAAGAUACGACACAAGUCAAAGGACGCGUUAGCGACAAUGGGCGAAAGCAGCACUCAGUGUAUCAUCGAUCCAUCCGAGAUCAAACAAGAGACGGACAUCAAAGAAGAACCACAGUCUGUUGGCGUAUUGAUUGACAUUCCGGCAAUAGAUAACCGUGACUUUGGAGGUGUGCCUGAUUCCAACGAAUAUCCCGUCGAAUAUGAUUUUGAACAGUUGAAUUUUGACGAGGUUAAGACCGAAGUGAAGACAGAGACCGAUGAAAAGAAAGAAGGAAAUUCGAAGAAGAGCGGUGACUUGGCAGACGAUCGAGAUGAUGGUCAUCAAAAUCCGAUGCAACAAACACAAGCUGAAGACAAUCGAGCAUCGAUGGACGUUGGCAAUGAAGCAAACAAGGCAAAGAAACAAAACGAUAAGACAACUCGAAUUGAGGGUUGUAUGAAAUACAAGUGUGAACAAUGUGAAUACUCAACUCAACUCAAAUCCAAUUUGAACAGGCAUAUGCGAAAACAUACUGGCGAAAAGCCAUUUGGGUGCGAUUACUGCGCAAAACAUUUCACAUCAAAGCGAGCUCUCCAGAGUCACAAGAAAGCUCAUGUUAGAGAGUUUUUGUUCCAUUGCGAUGUGUGUCUGGAUGGAUUCGACAACAGAGAUGAAAAGUUAGAGCAUCAGGCCAAUUGCAAGGCACUCCGUUAUGAAUGCCAUAUUU